GUCUGUUUGGAAAGCUGGGUUGCAUUCCUUGUGAUAUUUACUCACAAGAGUCCUCCAAAAACUUCAGCAUAUCACACAUACACACAGGCAGGCCCGAGAUCUAUUUAACCCUGCUUGAUGAUCAAAUCUGAAGUCCUGCUGAAAAGAAGCUCUCUAUUAAAACAGAAAGCAAAUAUCAGAAGAUUCCUUAUAAACCAGAAGGUCUCAAGGUCUGCAGUUUAGGAAGAGGAACACACUGAUGUGAUCUGGUGUCCAGCAAUAAGAAGCUCUCUUAUGAGGUGGCAGUCGAGGAAGCAGGGUUCGGGCUCUUCCACUGGCUGCUGUUGGUCGUCUGCGGGUGGGCAAAUGCCAGUGAUGCCGUGGAGAUCCUAUGUGUGUCCUUUCUCCUGCCCACUGCACGCUGUGACCUUCAGCUCAGCUCAGGCGACAUGGGAGUCCUCACUGCCAGCAUAUUCCUCGGUAUGAUGGUGGGCGGUUACUUUUGGGGGUAUCUGGCCGAUCGCAGAGGGAGACGCAGCGUUCUGGUCGUGUCUCUUGCAGUGAACGGCACAUUUGGGGCCGUGGCGAGUUUGGCCCCGAGUUUCUGGCUCUUUUUGCUUCUGCGGUUCUUCAGUGGAUUCGGAGUUGGUGGAUCCAUUCCUGUGAUCUUCUCGUAUUUUUCCGAGUUCCAGCCACGAAUGCGGAGAGGAGCUAUGAUCAGCGCUCUCGCCACCUUCUGGAUGGCUGGAAAUAUUUUGGCAGCAGGUGUGGCUUGGUUGGUCAUCCCCAGGACAUACCUUAACACUCAUUUGGGCUGGUUGGAUUUCCAAAGUUGGCGUCUUUUCGUGGUCCUCUGCUCCGUCCCCAGUCUCUCAUCAGCACUGAUCUUCAAACUAUUCAUGCCAGAGAGCCCCAAGUUCCUUAUGGAGGCUGGGCAUGAGAAAGAGGCUCUGUCUGUGUUCCAGAGGAUGUUUAGACUGAACAACAGAGGUGUCGUUAAACCAUUUCCUGCACAAGGACUUGUGAUCAGACCUAAAAAUGAAGAGGAGAAGGUCAGACCCAGUACAGGCUCAAGAUCUGAACGUUUCAGUGGCCUUUUCAAACGGGCAUUAUCUCCCAUUAAGCAGCUGUUCGUUGGACCACUGGCUUCCAGAAGUGUUGUUCUGCUGAUAAUAUUCUACUGCAUUUCAUUUGGGUAUUAUGGGUUAUGGAUGUGGUUUCCGGAGUUGUUUAAGAGAGCAGAAGAUGGAGGGUCUCCAUGUGCCAACACAUCUAGCAUCCAAAGCUCAGAGAAUGACAGCUGCUACCCUGUCAAAACUGCUGUCUACAUGGAGGGUUUCGUAACUGCAGCCUCAAACUUGCCAGGAAACAUCUUUACGAUCUUGGUCAUGGACAAGAUUGGAGGGAAAAUCCUGCUUUCUGUCAGUCUGAUGGUGUCCAGCGUGAGUGUGUUUGUCAUCUAUGUGGUUAAGACUAAAUCCCAGAGUCUGCUCGUGUCCUGUGUGUUCAGUGGCGUCUCUGUCAUCUCCUGGAACGCUCUGGACGUGGUGGGGACGGAACUCUAUCCAACACAACUACGCUCCUCGGCUCUGGGAUUUUUCACUGGAGUGGGCCGUGUGGCAGCAAUCAUGGGAAAUGUAGUUUUUGGGCAGCUGGUGGACUCUAACUGUGCUGUACCUCUGCUGCUGGUCUCUGCACUCCUGCUGGCGGGAGGACUGGCGGCUUUACGUCUGCCACAAACUAAACAAACUGAACUUGCAUGAUACACACAUGCAGUUAGCAUCAGCCAAGUAAAACCAUGUGAUUCUGGGACCAAAAUACCAAACCAAAGAGCUUUGUUUGCAGUUUCGCCUUAACAAUAAACCUACACAGAAUCUGAUUCAAAUAUGGUCAACUUUUUUCAACAGAGCUGAGAUAACUGCACUGAAAGCAUUAUUAAAAUAGCCAAAAUAUUUAAUAAACUAAUACGCAAGGGAUCAAUUUAAAGGAAUAUUCCAGGUUCAAUUCAAUUUAAGCACAAUCGACAGCAUUUGUGGCAUAAUAUUGAUUACCACAAAAAACAAUUUUGACUAGCCCCUCCAUUUAAAAAAAAAAAAAAAAAAAAAAAAAAAAAACUGGGUAGCAGUGAGGCACUUACAAUUGAAGUGAAUGGGGCCAAUCCAUAAAUGUUAAAAUCCUCACUGUUUCAAUAGUAUAGCCACAAGACGUAAACAAUAUGUGUGCUAACAUGAUUUUAGUGUGAUAAAAUCGCUUGCUAACUUAUUCUUUAAAAUUGUAUCCAAUUUUACAACCUAUGUAACGCUGUAAACCCUGUAAUAGAGGUAGACCGAUAUAUCGGUUUUACCGAUUAAUCGGUGCAGAGAGUUGCUUUUUUGGAACUAUCGGUUAUCGGCAAAAAUCUAUGCCAAUAGUUGCCAAUAUAUUAUUUUGUUUUUUUUUUUAUUCCUCCGUGUUCCUCUGAAAAUUACGUUUAUUAAAUUGAAGCGAAGGCAUGCAAAGAAAAAUGUGACUAUAUAGAAACAUCCCUCAUCAGAACAUACAUUGUGUCUCCAACUUCAUAUUGUGAAUAAUAAUAAUAUAUAGGCUAUAAAAAGCUUAAUUUGUUAAAUAUUAAAUAUAGACCAUUGUAACGGAGCCAAGUCUAUGUCAUUUCAAAAUAAGAGUCCCUUGUGUGUUUUAGGCUUCUUUAGUGUUAAAUGUCCCACGUUCUGCACCCUAUCAUCUUUUAUUUUUGAUUAUUAUUGGGAUUUUGAUUGAAAAAUACAUCUGAGAUUUUAUUAAUUUUGGACUCUGGGCUCUAUGUCUGUGCCGACUAAGAAAAUGUUGUAACAUUCUAUGUAUUGAUUUUAAAAACUAUCGGCCGAUUAAUCGGUUAUCGGUCGACCCCUGCUCUGUAAUCCUGCAAAAAUUAUGAUUAAAGCUCAAAUAAUACACAAGUUUUAACAGAAGAAUUAAUGGAAGUGAAUCAAAUUAUAAGCUUUUAAACCCUCCAAAAAUUGGCCCCAUUCACAUCCAUGUAAGUGCCUCACUGUAACCUCGAUUUUUGCUUCUUUUUUUUAAAGAAAAGGAGGGAUGUGUUAAAAUUAUUUUUGUGGUAAUCAAAAUUAUGCCACAAAUGCUGUCGAUUGAGCUUGUAUUGAACUCUUUAACAUUUUGUUGAUUGUGUAAUUUUUGUGUUCAUGUAUAAAAUUCUUGCUUUUUUACAAUGGCUAUACAUUUCAUAUUUGUUUCUAUUUAAAUAAACAGAA
Messenger RNA from Myxocyprinus asiaticus (Chinese sucker), 3227 nucleotides. Its product is annotated as synaptic vesicle glycoprotein 2B-like. Gene Ontology annotation, biological process: transmembrane transport. Gene Ontology annotation, molecular function: transmembrane transporter activity. The transcript has 13 exons. The coding region runs from base 429 to 1742 and encodes 437 amino acids. NCBI's taxonomy places the organism in Eukaryota, Metazoa, Chordata, Actinopteri, Cypriniformes, Catostomidae. The record is from RefSeq and is a predicted model, not a curated record. Gene Ontology annotation, cellular component: membrane.